Molecule: messenger RNA, 1989 nt
Organism: Strongylocentrotus purpuratus (purple sea urchin)
Lineage: Eukaryota; Metazoa; Echinodermata; Echinoidea; Camarodonta; Strongylocentrotidae
Product: L-methionine gamma-lyase
Exons: 9
Coding region: 45-1337 (430 amino acids)
Biological process (GO): transsulfuration
Cellular component (GO): cytoplasm
Molecular function (GO): carbon-sulfur lyase activity; pyridoxal phosphate binding
Source: RefSeq, a predicted model, not a curated record
UAUAUUUAAAAUCUUACCUUUUAAAAGCAUCCUAGAUAUCCAAGAUGGCCGACAAAUCGACCACGCCUAAGCCCAGAGUGUCCACCACAUUUUCUGUUGGUUUGGAUGGGAAGCUAGACAUGAGACGAAACUUUGAAGACACCCGGGAUUACCCCGAGGGUGUGACUAAGGAGACCCUCGCUGUGACUGCUCAGACCCAGCUCAGAGGUACAGAUACCAACAAACCCGUCGUACCGUCGAUCAGUAUCGCAACCACGUUUGAGGUCAAGGAUCUGGAUGAUUACAUGAAGUAUAUAAGGGAUGGCUAUGUGUAUGGUCGUUGUAAUAAUCAUUCCUGUGAUGUGGUCUCUCAUGCAGUCAACAAGAUAGAAGGGGGUGUUGGUGCCUGUGUGUAUCCCAGUGGCAUGUCGGCCAUCAGCAACAAUAUCCUGGCGGUCGUCAAGACUGGUGACCAUAUUAUUGCCCCUGACCCAGUUUAUUCGGGAGUGUAUGCCUUCCUGAAGCAUGUCAUUGGUAACUACGGAGUGGAAGUGACCUUUGUACCAUCAGGAGACCUGGAUGCCUACAGGAAAGCCAUUAAGCCCAACACAAAGGUUUUCUAUGGAGAAACACCAACCAACCCGGUCAUGUCUUUGCUGGACCUGAAGGCCUUUGCUGACUUGGCUAAAUCCGUACCUGGUGCCAUCAGUAUGUGUGAUUCUACAUUUGCCAGUCCUAUCCUACAGGAUACUCUGGGACUUGGCAUAGAUAUCGUCUUCCAGAGCUGUACCAAGUACAUGGGAGGUCACAGUGAUUUGAUGGGAGGAUCCAUGUGUACUUCCGAUCCAGAUCUGUAUUUCUAUCUCAGUGAGCAUCAGAAGCUUGUCGGCAAUAUCAUGUCUCCCCACACUGCUUCUCUCUUACUGAGAGGGAUUCGUACUCUACCACUGAGGAUGGAGAAACACAGCUCUAAUGCUCUACGGGUCGCUCAGUAUUUAGAAGCUCAUCCAAAGAUAUCCAGAGUGUACUACCCAGGUUUGCCCUCCCACCCUGAUCAUGAGGUGGCUAAGAAACAGAUGAAACAGUUCAGUGGGAUGGUGGCUUUUGAUAUCAAGGAUGGAAUGGAGGCUGCUAAGACGUUUGUCCAGAGUUUUAAGAUCAUUCUUUUGGCGGUGUCCCUGGGAAGCACAGAGAGUUUGGUGGAACAUCCUGCUACCAUGACGCAUGGUCCUUACUUAAUGACAAAGGAAGAGAGAUUGGCUGGAGGAAUAACAGAUGGACUCGUUAGAAUCAGUGUUGGAAUAGAGAAUAUUGAUGACAUCAUAAAGGAUCUUGAACAAGCAUUGGCAAAGGCUUGAAGGAUCAACUCAGGAAAAUCUAAUAUCAUCCCAGAUGAGAAAUCACCAAAUCUCCCACCUACUGAAUUAUCAAGUGGUUUUAAAAUGUGACUCCUCUUUGUUUAACCUCAUGUUUUACUCUGUCUAUAUUUUGAGAAUAACAUUCAAAGUUGUAUCAAGCUUCUGUACGAGUUGUGAGAAACAAUUAAUGAAGUUGUCAGGGAAAAAAUUGUUUAAAAAACUUCGGGGCUACUUUUCAAGCUUGCUUGCAUGAAAAUAACACUCUUUUAAUUUGUUUUGCAUUGAACUCUAUGCAAAUUUGGGGGGCUCUUUUAUGACUUUCAAGGGCUCUUUUUGGCAUUUCUUAGGCUAAUUAGCCCCGAGACCCCAUGUAUUUUUUUCCCUGGAAGUUGUCCCAUUACAUUAAGAUUAGUCUGUUGUCACCGAAUAUGUAACACAAUUUAUUUUUGGUGUACAAAGAUACAAAUUGUAAUCUAUAUUGUAAGAUAUAUGGAUACUGUCAAUCUAUGACUGUAAUUACACUGUCUGUGUCAUGAAAGAUACUACUGUAAUUGUAGUCUUGUGAAAAUACAUGUUUAUGCCUCCCCUACAAAGUAGCCAGAGGCAUUAUAUUUAGGGGUUGUCCAUCCGUACGUCUGUACGUCCCGUUCUC